GGGGCGUGGAAAUGGCGAAUUUGGUGGUGUUUUUUCUAAUGAUUUUUACGAUUUUGAUCAAUUUCUGUUGUCGAUCAGAAGCACAGGCGGCCGCCGUCGGAGUAAACUACGGCUUGCUCGGAGACAAUCUCCCCUCUACGGAGCAGGUGGUGGCUCUGUGCGCCUCCAGAGGCAUCGGCAGGCUCCGCCUCUUCCACCCGGACGAAGCAGUGCUCGGUGCCCUCCGAGGCUCGGGCAUCGAGGUCGUUCUCGGCACCUUCAACGAGGAGCUCCCCGGCCUGGCCUCCGAUCCCUCCGCUGCCGAGAAUUGGGUCGCGGCCAACGUUGUCCCCUUCGCCGGCUCCGUCCGCUUCCGCUACAUCAACGCCGGGAACGAGGUGAUCCCCGGUGACAACGCCGGGUACGUCCUCCCGGCCAUACGAAACCUCGACGCCGCCCUGCGGGCCGCCGGGUUGCAAAUCCCGGUCACCACAGCGGUGGCCACGAUGGUGCUCGGCGUGUCGUACCCUCCGUCUCAGGGGGCUUUCUCGGAGGCCGCUGCCGGUGUGAUGGCCCCGAUUGCGGCGUUUCUCCGGUCGACAUCGGCGCCGCUGCUGGUCAACGCGUACCCUUACUUCUCCUACGCCAGGAAUGAGGUGGCGUUGGACUAUGCGCUGUUCAAGGCGGCAGGUGCGCCGGUGAUUGACGGCACACUGGUGUACGACAACCUAUUCGACGCGAUGGUCGACGCGGUGUACGCAGCACUAGAGAAGGUAGGGGCGCCGGAGGUGGGGGUGGUGGUGUCGGAGACAGGGUGGCCGUCGGGAGGCGAGGGGCUGGGGGCGACGGUGGAGAACGCCGCGGCGUACGUGAACAACGCGGUGGCGCACCUGGAGAAAGGCGGGGGGACGCCGAGGAGGCCGGGGACGGCGACGGAGGCGUACUUGUUCGCCAUGUUCAACGAGAAUCUGAAGCCGGCGGGAACAGAGCGCUACUUCGGGCUGUUCCAACCGGACAUGACCGAGGUCUAUCAUGUCAAUUUCCAUCUUUGAAGGGGGAAAAAGAAAAAAAAGUUAAUUAAAAUUGUUAUUAUUUUUUACUGCUUUGGUUCCAAGUUGAUGGAUCUGG
Molecule: messenger RNA, 1107 nt
Organism: Zingiber officinale
Lineage: Eukaryota; Viridiplantae; Streptophyta; Magnoliopsida; Zingiberales; Zingiberaceae
Product: putative glucan endo-1,3-beta-glucosidase GVI
Exons: 2
Coding region: 12-1031 (339 amino acids)
Biological process (GO): carbohydrate metabolic process
Cellular component (GO): plasma membrane
Molecular function (GO): hydrolase activity, hydrolyzing O-glycosyl compounds
Source: RefSeq, a predicted model, not a curated record